AACCACGCAGUUAACUCAUUGUCGGAGGCGGGAUCCCGACCUUUGGAGACAUGUCGCAGCACACGUUGCUGUUCCUUUUUGGCUUGUUGGCGUCGGCGACCCAGCUGUGUGCCGUCGAUGCGUUGAUCGUCAACGGCCUGCGGGUGGGGUUCUAUGGCAAGACGUGCCCGGUGGCCGAGAGCGUCAUCAGCGAUAUCGUCAACAACGAAAUCGCUAUGGACCGCGGCAUCUCCCCAGGCCUCAUUCGCCUCUUCUUCCACGACUGUUUCAUCACGGGUUGCGACGCUUCUAUUCUCCUGGACGUGUCGCCCGCUGGCGAUGUCCCAGAGAAGGAGUCGUCUGCCAACGGCUUCACCCUCGUCGGCCUUAGAACCAUCGACCUCGCCAAGUCCACUCUAGAGGGCAUGUGCCCCGGCACGGUCUCAUGCGCAGAUAUCCUCGCCUUCGCGGCGCGGGACGCCGCCGUGGCCGCGGGCCUCCCAAGAUACGACGUCGUGGCAGGACGCCGAGACGGCAUGCGCUCAAACAUGGACGACCUCCCGGGCAACUUCCCUGUGCCGGGCCAUCACGUCCCGCGCCUCACCGAGCUCUUCAACCAGCGAGGCCUCUCCCAGGAGGAUCUUGUCUUGCUCUCCGGCGCGCACUCCAUCGGGGGCGCACAUUGCUUUAUGUUCGCCAACCGCAUCUACAACUUCUCCAAAAACGCCGACAUCGACCCAACGCUGGACCCGAACUAUGCCAAGUGGCUACGCCAGAGGUGCCCGCCGCGGAAGCCCGACGACGACCCCGAGCAAGCGCCCAAGGUGAAGUUCGAUGCGCAAACAGGAGAGAAGCUCGACGUCGCCUACUACUCCGAGCUGCUCGCCCGGCGCGGCCUGCUCACCUCUGACAACGCUCUCAUCGAGGACCCACAGACAAAGGCGAUGGUUGAGGCCUUCGCCCGGAACGAAGCACUGUGGCAGCAGAAGUUCGCCCAGGCGAUGCAGAAGGUCGGAAUGCUUGACGUGCUCAUCGGCGAGGGCAAGGGCCAGGUAAGGAAGCAGUGCCGCCUGGUGAACGAGCAGGAGAAGGCUAUCGAGCAGCAGCAGCCACAACAGGAGGAGCAGCAGCCCCCACAGGAGGAGGAGGAGCAGCAGCAGCAGCAGCCACAGCCACACCUUCCGUGGUUCCUGCAGAGGCGCCGGCCCCGGCCGCAGCAUCGGCCACGUGUACCGUUUCGCCGUCAUCCUGUGGCCGACCUGGUCAACGGAUUUUUCCGUGGUUUUCACUGAGGCCAGCACUAGUACAUUUGUUCCAGGUCUGUUCCUUCGCUAGAUGCUCAGGGACGUAGACCUCCAAAAUAUACAAUGAUCUAUCCGUGUAUGCAUCACCUUAAUUUAGCAGGAACACGCCUGCUUUGCUUACUCCAUUUUUCUAGGAAAAAAUAGUGUGUCUUCGUAUUUGCCAUAAAACAUAUUAUAUAGCGUAUAUGUGUGCAAGUUUUUA
This is a messenger RNA of Sorghum bicolor (sorghum), 1485 nucleotides long. RefSeq names its product peroxidase 5. Bases 51 to 1271 code for a protein of 406 amino acids. Gene Ontology annotation, biological process: response to oxidative stress; hydrogen peroxide catabolic process. The transcript has 2 exons. Gene Ontology annotation, molecular function: heme binding; peroxidase activity. NCBI's taxonomy places the organism in Eukaryota, Viridiplantae, Streptophyta, Magnoliopsida, Poales, Poaceae. The record is from RefSeq and is a predicted model, not a curated record. Gene Ontology annotation, cellular component: plant-type cell wall; plasmodesma.